AGAAUGAUUUUUAAAAGGAAUUGAUCAGAUUAAUUGAUGCAAUUAAUUUAAUCAUACAAGAAAUCCAAUCCACGCUGACGUCACGAAAAGUUGUACGUAAAAUCUGAUAAACUUGUGAAUAACUGGAAACAAUGGAAGCUGUGGAUAUCUGGAUCCUGCGUGGUAGUAAUAUGAUCUGGAAAACGAGAGGCCGAGUAUCAAUGACACGCGAAUCCACCGCGAUCAGAACGGUUAACGAAUAUGACGAUAACGAUAUAUCGUUAUCAACGAUACAUAUAUAUAGCUAGCACCCUUUGAAAACCGUGCCCUGGUCACGUGUCCGAUCUGUCGCGCCCCCAGCGUUGUUACUGCGGAUCAGAUAAUUUUCGUACAAGCACAGAUACCCGUUGGGCGGGCUGGAACGCACGCGUUAUGACCUUGCAUAAAGAUCGCAAGAUAAUAUUGAUAUAUUAAUCAAAUCUAGAUGUCCUGGGAAUGUUAUUAACUGGUCGAAGGACUGGUGCCAUUUAUUUUUGGCCAUACCAUUAUUUUUGGCGAUAACGUAGGGGGAGGAGAGGAAAGAAUAAGGAUAAGGUGGUUUCCAACAGAGAGACAUUUCGUUGGAAUUAUUGGAUUAUUUUAAAGUCCCAUUAUGGCACAAUUGAAAGCUCCAAUCGUUCCCAUCAUCUUGAAUCUAUGCCAAAGUCCCGUGACCAAACUUGCGAUACACGCCAAACUUUUAUGUUUCGUAUGCAACAAUUUUCUUUCACUGUUAAUCCCUCCAGGAAGUUAAGAAGAUUCCAAUUGAUAUUUAAUUAGAAUUCAAUUAUAGUGAAAUUGAAAUCACUAUAAAGCAUUCAACAUCCAGUGUGUUCUUUGGUCUUUUUUUUUUUCCACAUUCAUCACAUUAUUAACUACGGAUCGUGAUUAUGAAAGUCCGGUUUCAAGCAUUUCUUACCAUUCCUGUUUUGCGUUUGAAAACCUUCAUCGUUUUCAUAUUAUAUUGCAUAUUAAACUUAUCAAGGCAGAAUACACAUGGUCAAUAACACGGCCCCGUACCAUAAUAUUAAAAUUAAUUAUUUUCCUCUGGAAUAUUGUUAACUUUUUUGCACAAUCAUACCUUAAUACCGUGUAAUAUCGUCUCGAAGAUCAAUCUUCAAUCAUUGCUAAUCGUGCUUCCCUUGUUUUUUAGGUUUCACAACGGACUUAACGAAAUUUUCAAAUAAUUAUUGAUCCAAACGACGAACUCUCGUGGAAUAGAAGCAGGAAUAAAAGCAAAAAGGAAGAAAAAGAAAGAGAAGAAGAAAAACGCAACAGCUUCAAAGACAUUUCUGGAAAUUCUCUCUCCACCCAUCCUCCUACUAAGAGAUCUUUCACCCCGACGAGUGCGUUAAAUCCGACGAAACCAAAAAGAAGGGGGCAGGGGAAGGAUACACGCGAAAACGAUGGAAAAAGUGAAAUCGAGCCCCAAGAUAAUAACACGUAGGAAUUAUAUUGGAGAGACAAAGACGAAGGAAAACCUGGGUCGGACAAGAACCGACAGACAGAGAGAGAGAGAGGAGAGAGAGGAGAGGGAGUGACAGGCAGGAAGGGAGAGGAAAGAUCCACCCUGGUGGAUGAUCCCGCCUCUAAGGAGCCGCUCCAUGCCCGGCACGAGGGGGUUAGCAACCAACCCUCCUACCUCCUCCACCGCCAUCUCCACCCUCUCUCUCUCGGCGUCCCGGCGCAGGCUCCGAUACACAGCCAAUCGUCGGACCGCGACUGAUAACGACGCUGCCAAAUGUGCGUCCGUCGCAUCGCGGCCGAGUUCGCCACGGUGGUCCACGCGUUCCUCGCAGCCUCGUAUUACGUACUCCGGGGCUGUGAUCCGCUCGUGCAGCCGGCGAUCGGCCAUCGAGGCGCCGGUUCCACCUGUCCUGGGGGAUCUGGCGAGACCCUUCGUUUCCUUCCGUCUGUCAUUUCUGGAUUUUAAUUCUUGGUGUUUCUUCUUGGUUUUUUAUUCACGAGUUUUGGCAAGGACGAGGUUUGAGAAUAUAUGUAUGUUAUGUCGGUUGAAUCGUAUCGCGUGGUUUAAAUAAAUUCGUUGGAAGUGAGAAGGUGAAGGUUCGGGCUGAUAAGUUAAAGGGACGUGGGUGCGAAUCUGGAUCUGAUAAGUGCUCGGAUAAGAUUAUACGCAGGACCCCGCAUUGACGGGGCUCUUUGGUGAUGUACGACAGCGCUAGCUGUUCGUACGCAGGUGCGCUCGAAUUAAAAGGAGCCUCCGGAGCCGGAGCCGCGGCCGCGGCAGCAGGAGUAACCGCGGCCGGCGUCAAACAGGAGAAUUGGCCGUAUCGCGGCCUCACCUGCGGUAGCACAUUCCAGAGGCUCAAAGAGAGCGUCGACAAGGCGAAACAAGCGCUCGCCGACCGCGGUGGAUACCUUUCUGGUGCUUUCUCGCCGCCGCCACGUGCCAAUCCAUCCGCCAUUUCGCCGACCGCCUCCAUCACCGAUGCCAGCAGCUCGUACAAAGGAGGCUGGAGCCACGCCACGUCGCCGGCUCCUGGACAGGGGUACGGAAGCAGCUUGUCGAAAUCGGCAUUGGACACGCACACCCACCUCAGGCAGCCUGAUCCCUAUCAAAUGUUCGGAGCGACGAGCAGUCGGCUCGCGAGCUCCGGUUCCGGCCAGAUUCAGCUGUGGCAAUUUUUACUCGAGCUACUGUCGGAUUCGAGCAACGCCGCGUGCAUUACGUGGGAAGGAACCAACGGGGAAUUCAAGUUGACUGACCCCGACGAGGUGGCGAGACGUUGGGGCGAAAGGAAGUCCAAGCCUAAUAUGAAUUAUGACAAAUUGUCGAGGGCUUUAAGGUAUUACUACGACAAGAACAUCAUGACGAAGGUCCACGGGAAGAGGUACGCGUACAAGUUCGACUUCCAAGGUCUGGCGGCAGCGACGCAGCCCGCCGCCGCGGAUCCGGCCGCCUACAAGUACCAAAGCGAGCUGUUCAUGUCCGGUUACGGGCACGCCAAGUUAAACCUCAUGCCGCCACCGGCCGCCUCCGUCUCGGUCUCCGUUCCAGGUGGCCUUUUCCAAUCUGCCUCCAGCUACUGGUCCACGAGCCCGGGCGCGAACCUGUACGCGGGCCACCACACGGCCUCCGGCCAUGUGCCGCCUCAUCUGGGCACCUAUCCGCAUUACGCAUGACCCACCGCCGAGCACUGGAGCGCCCUGGGUACGCCACGUUAACAACUUUCUACUCGAGGGAAUUUAACCGACCGCCGCCAUCGCGGUCUACGUGCGCCGCCGUCGGCCGGUGUCGACCACACCUACGCGUUUUUCCACAGUCCCUUCCUAGUCUCUUCGUCCUUCUCCGUUUUAACAAUCGUUUUAUCUGUCCUUUGUGCGAGUUUUUUUUUCUCAAUUAUUUUUUCUUUCUUCUUUUUUUUUUAGGGGGGAGGGGAGAGGAUUCGUAGGAAUCGUUUCGUUAAAUGAUUGAAGACAAGUUUUUUUUUAAUAAUGUUAAAUUAUGUAAAGUAAGAAAAAGUGAAUAUUGGACUGGAUUCGAUAUUUCCGAAAAAAAUUGAAUCGACGAGACAACAAUGGAUGUAGAAGAAGAAGUGAAUUCGUUGUUGUAGGAUGAGCGGAUAGUACCGGUGAGGGAUGGAAUUAAUAUGGAUAUCUUUUCCUUGUUUUCUCUUUCCAUUCAAAAGCAAGAUAAGUCGUAUUGGAAACAAAACUCGUUCUAGAAACCGAGAUAAAUAGGAUUUUUUCAAAAAAAAAAAAAAAAAAAACUUUUUAACUCGAUAGUAUUUAGUAAUAAUAGCUAUUUAAGAUUACACAAUUUACAUAUCCAAGUUUUUAAAUAUUAACCUUCUCCUCUCUUUUUCUUCUUUUUUUUUUUUCAAUCUCACUGUAUCGUAAUCUGUACUACUGCAUCAUCCAUUAUCGAAAGAAAAAUCGAAACGAAAAUCCCUGAACGAAAACUCACCUUUUGUCGAUUUUUAUUUAUUUAUUUAUUUAUUAUUAUUUUUCUUUUUUCAGAACAAAAUAAAAUCUUUUAAUCUUCGUUAACGAAUUAUAUCCAUUGUAUCAUAUAAUUAUUGUAAAUAAGUUAUAUCUAAUAUAUAUAUAUAUAUAUAUUUGUAAAAGUGUCGCGAUCAAAUCAUAAAAGUUAUACAGAAAACAGAAUAAUAAAGAUCCUUUCCGUUUACAAGGAUAUUAUAAUAAGUAGGGCGAUGUUUGUAAAUCGUGAAAUGUGUAUCCUAUACCUUUUUAACAUUGAGGUGUUCGUGGACAGAUUAAACGAUCCAAAAGUAAACAGCAAUACUUGAGACUCUCGUUCUCUUUUUUUGUGGGGAGGGGAUGGGAGAGGAGGGAUGGGGAGGGGGGAGGAGGGAGCGAAUAGCGACCAACGACGAGUACGAUAUCGACGACCACGCAUCGCGCCAUUCCGCUCCGAACAUUUUUCCGUUUCACGGUCGACGGUGCGCUCGCAAUUUAUUGUAAGAACAUUGUACAUACAAUAUAAUGGAUUACAAGUAAGUACAGGGUACGUUCGCAAGACGUAUUUAUUCUCGUUAUUCUCGUUUUAUCUCGACAGAUAAUUAUCACCUCGUCGGUAAUUAUACACAAUAAAUAAUUUUUUCUAGAAAAAUACAAUUUCUCACGUUGAUUAAUAA
Molecule: messenger RNA, 4637 nt
Organism: Apis mellifera (honey bee)
Lineage: Eukaryota; Metazoa; Arthropoda; Insecta; Hymenoptera; Apidae
Gene: Ets65A
Product: transcriptional regulator ERG homolog
Exons: 9
Coding region: 2185-3162 (325 amino acids)
Biological process (GO): regulation of transcription by RNA polymerase II; cell differentiation
Cellular component (GO): nucleus
Molecular function (GO): DNA-binding transcription factor activity, RNA polymerase II-specific; sequence-specific DNA binding
Source: RefSeq, a predicted model, not a curated record